AUGUGCAUGCGAGUUGUUGAGCGUUACGCCGUCUGCAAGUGCGUCUACUUCACCCACGGUGUCGACCAAUGUGGAGCCUAUGGACGCCGCGGACACAUGGUACAAGACAGGGUGGUCCUCGUGGGACACACCUGUCCCGCUCACUCCAACAUGGGAUUUGCUUCAUACGGCGCGGUUCAAGACCCGAGGUCGGGUUUCCCUACAGCUCCGGCGAUGCCCACAUCUUCCGCCGGUGAACGGGCCAAUUCCCAGCAACAGCAGCAGCAGCAGCAGCAGCAGAGCAGAGAGGCUCCUGCGGAGCCAGCGAUUGAAGCACUGCAGCAGCGGCAAGAGGCGGCGCGCGUGGGGAGGAAGCAGGAAGAUGAGGGGAGGACUAGGAGGGGGCUUCUGUUGACGGAAGGGAAUAUCUCAUUUUACUGGAGAAACUACACAUAA
Messenger RNA from Morchella sextelata, 435 nucleotides. RefSeq lists its product as uncharacterized. NCBI's taxonomy places the organism in Eukaryota, Fungi, Ascomycota, Pezizomycetes, Pezizales, Morchellaceae. The coding region runs from base 1 to 435 and encodes 144 amino acids. The transcript is spliced from 2 exons. The record is from RefSeq and is a predicted model, not a curated record.